This is a messenger RNA of Acipenser ruthenus (sterlet), 2542 nucleotides long. RefSeq lists its product as uncharacterized. The coding region runs from base 536 to 1258 and encodes 240 amino acids. NCBI's taxonomy places the organism in Eukaryota, Metazoa, Chordata, Actinopteri, Acipenseriformes, Acipenseridae. The transcript has 7 exons. The record is from RefSeq and is a predicted model, not a curated record.
GUGCUAAUUCUGUGCACAAAAUACAAUUUUGUGGCACAGAAUACUCAUUCUGUGGGACAAAAUGCACUUUUGUGGGACAAAAUGUACUUUUGUGGGACAAAAUGCUCAUUCUGUGCCACAAAAUACAAUUUUGUCGGACGAAAUGAUAAUUAUGUCCACAAAAUACUCAUUAUGUCGGACAAAAUGCUAAUUAUGUGCACAGAAUACAAUUUUGUGGCACAGAAUACUCAUUCUGUGGGACAAAAUGCACUUUUGUGGGUCACAUGACUUUCUAUUUGUGACGUCACCAUGGCGCACUGUCACUUGAUAAGUGUUGCCCAAUGUGCGCACUGCUUUGUGGUGCGCAUGCUUUUCUAUGGAAAUAUAAGUAAUUUUAUUCCAGACAAGACAGUAACUAUGGCUGACGCUGCUGGUCGUGUGUUCAUCGCCGGGUCUUCAAUACAGAGUCUUGUUGAUGGGGUCAGCAGCCUAACAAGACUCUUUCAAUCGUUAGCUGAGCCUCGAACUAGCGGUGUACAACAACCUGCUGUACAGCAUGCCAUUGCGAGCCCACUGGUACAAGUUCAACUGUGAUAGGCAGCGGGCCAGCAGUGAAUCACCUCUGCCACGGAUGCAGAUUGGAGAACGACCUGAGCCCAAUUUCUCACCUGAACCUGAUAGAGUUCUAUCCCUACCCUCAGUGUUUCGUGGCAGAACAAGGCCUCAAAAUACUUUCACCAAGCGAAGAAGAACUGUAGCUGGAAGGGCCCGGGUGGUGAUUAGAGACAUCCUAUGUAUGCCAUUUAGUACACCUCAGCAAGAGGAUAAUUCUUGGAAAGCACCAAGAGGUCAGGACAAGGAGAAAUUGGCUUCUGUCGGGCUGACAGGCAAACUUAAUCUGGACUCUACAUGGAAUUCUCAGGAGGUGCAACAUGAAAUUCGAUCACUCUUCCAAACAACGUUCUGCGCAGAUGGAGAAGAGUUUGUUUUUUCAUUUUUACAGUGUUUGCCAGGUGGAAGGAAACUGAUCAAACCCAACACCUCUGUCAGUUUUUCUUGGAAUGGUGCUGAAGUGAUUAGUCUUGCAGGACAAGGAGCUCUGUACAUUCUUAGUCACCACAACCUGCCAGAAAGUGAGGAACAUGAAUCACCAAGUAAGGAGACUCUGUCUUUCCUCAGUUCUACCAAUUCAUUGACCCAUCAAAUAAAUCUUGAAAAUGAUGUUCAGCAGCUAGAACAGAAUGUACUACAUCAUAGAACUGCAGUAGUCCAGUGCUGAAAGGAGCCCAGAAAGUGUAAUAGCAGAACUUUGCUCCUCAGUUCUUGCUGAUGGAGUUCAGAAUGUCAAGGUCAGAUGGAACCAUGCUUUCCAAGAUUUGCUACGUUGGAUGAACCGAGCUGAUUAUGGUUGGGACAAACAUCUUAAUGUUUCUUUUGUUGGAGAACAAGGGCUUGAUUCUGGAGGACCUAGGCGCAAUCUAAUGGAACUGACUGUUCGUGGACUGAUCAACUGGGGAGGACUUUGGUGUGGGAAAGAAGGACACCUCAUUCCAGCUCCUGACUUUUUAACAUUGCAGAACAGAUCCCAUUGUAUGGCAGGGAGGAUUGUUGGCACUGUUCUCGUUCAGAGUUCUCUACAGCUCAAUAUUUUUGCAGAAUCUCUGAUCAACACCAUUGCAGGAAUCAACCAGUGGUUUGUAGAGGAUGUUGCUGAUGAAACUGUCCAAAGCAAGCUGAAAGAGGUAUUAGUAGAAGACAUGCUAUAAAACAAUUGUCAAUUACAUAUUUUUGCAUGUUGGACAAUAUAAUACAUAUAUACCAUGCUAUGCAAAAUAAAGGUCUACUAAAACAAAUUUACAAAUACACAAGUGGUGGAGUGUUGCUAAAUCUAUCUCCCCCUUAACAAGGGUGUCUGGUAUAAUAAUAAUAAUAAUAAUAAUAAUAAUAAUGUGACUUUUACAUUUUGAUAUCAAGCGCUGAUCUGUUUAGUGUAGUAAACUGAUGUUUGUCUUUCUGUAGAUAAACGAGAUCAAAUAUAUUUUCAGUAUCAAACAAUUAUUAUUUCAGUGAGUGGAGUGUGCGUGCACGUGUAACGUAAUGAUUGUAAAAGCAGCGCAUUCCAAAACGUUAAUACAGUGACUAUCACAUUUUCACACUGACAUGAACACGCAAGGAAACCCGGCUUUCUGUCCUUCUUAAUGAGUUUGAAAUCAUGUUUAAACAUUCUCUCAAUGAAGUGUAGCUUUGUUUCCUUCACUAGUUUUAUUCUGCUGGUAUCAUUUUAAACUCUGAGGGAGACCUCAGUUCCAAACUCGUGCUGUGGAGCGUCACACAGGGUUUUUAAUAUUGCUACCUGAAAGAAACACAUUUUUAUUUUGAUGCAAGAUAUCUGUUACUACACGAGGUUACAAUACGGGUUUACAAGCCUUGCUUUUAGAUAGUGCUGCACUUCCUUGAUCACCUGGGGGGUGAAAUUGUCCCCUCCUCUUGGACGACUCCUUUCACAGUAUCUUAAUCUGUAUUCUUGUAAUCUCAUAGUACAGUAUACAUCUGUGAAAGUGAA